Messenger RNA from Saitoella complicata NRRL Y-17804, 462 nucleotides. RefSeq names its product snare-like protein. Gene Ontology annotation, biological process: endoplasmic reticulum to Golgi vesicle-mediated transport. NCBI's taxonomy places the organism in Eukaryota, Fungi, Ascomycota, Saitoellomycetes, Saitoellales, Saitoellaceae. The transcript is spliced from 2 exons. The record is from RefSeq and is a predicted model, not a curated record. Gene Ontology annotation, cellular component: TRAPP complex. The coding region runs from base 1 to 462 and encodes 153 amino acids.
AUGACUAUCUACGAGUUCUACGUUUUCGACAGACACUGCGAAUGUAUCUACUACAAAGAAUGGAACAGGCGACCAGAUCGAUCAACACCGCAACCGAGCGCGGAUGGGAACCUGGCAAACCAUGAUAAUGCGAAGCUUCUGUUUGGUGUUAUUUACUCGAUACGGAACAUGACCAAGAAGCUUUCCGGACAAUCCGACAACUCCUUCGUAUCAUAUCGCACCUCGAAAUACAAAACACACUAUUAUGAGACUCCUUCCCUACUCAAGUUCGUUCUUAUCACCUCGCCAAACGAAGCCAACAUGAGGCAGAUUUUGCAUCAGAUCUUCGUGAACCUAUGGGUGGAAUAUGUUGUCAAGAACCCGCUAAGUCCAGUGGAGCAUACAGGGGGUAAGGGUGUUGCCGUCGAGUUGUUUGAGUUAGGAUUGGAAACAUUCGUAAGAGGACUGGAACAAUUUCCAUGA